Messenger RNA from Laetiporus sulphureus 93-53, 1524 nucleotides. Its product is annotated as kinase-like protein. The coding region runs from base 1 to 1524 and encodes 507 amino acids. Gene Ontology annotation, cellular component: nucleus. The transcript has 8 exons. Gene Ontology annotation, biological process: protein phosphorylation. NCBI's taxonomy places the organism in Eukaryota, Fungi, Basidiomycota, Agaricomycetes, Polyporales, Laetiporaceae. The record is from RefSeq and is a predicted model, not a curated record. Gene Ontology annotation, molecular function: ATP binding; protein kinase activity.
AUGCCCCCACCUCCAGCUCUUCCCCACCGCCCUCGUUCGAACAACGUCUCCGCUGCAGCCCUGCUUGGAUGCACCCCACGCAAGUGCAAGCGGCCCUUGGAAAUUGAGGCCCACUAUACCGAGAUUCAAGAGGUUGACAGCCAUGGCAGGGUUCGCGACGUCAUCAUCAUCGAGGAUUCGCCGCCUCCGUCUGCCUCUCCGAGCCAGAGCAGACAAAUCCAGACGUCGUCGAUGCAACCGCUGCCCUACACAGACUCUGUCGUUCGCAUCCAGGCACGACCUCCAGCUGCUUCCAGCAGUUUAUCUGCGAAUGGUCCCGCAGCCAAGAAGCGAAGAGUCGGUGGUGCGAAUGCUUUAUCGAGAAAGCCAAUCGCCAGCCACUUCCCAACCAAUGUUAGUACAAACAACUCCUAUGCUGGCGGCAACGACGCCGAUGAUGUCACCGAGAAACGCGUGGCGUGUGACGAUAAAGAAGGGCACUACAUCGUUGCGCCCGACGAUUUGAUAAACAAGCGCUAUCGUACCGUCAAACUUUUGGGGCAAGGGACAUUCGGUAAAGUCGUUGAAGCAGUCGAUCAGGACACCGGCAAGCGGGUGGCAGUCAAGAUAAUCCGAGCCAUACCGAAAUACCGCGACGCCAGCAAAAUGGAGGUCAGAGUCCUACAGAAACUCAAGGAGCAGGAUCCAAAGAAUAAAUUCAAAUGCAUUCAUCUUCUCAAUUGGUUCGACCAUCGCAAUCACAUUUGCCUUGUGUCAGAAUUACUCGGCAAAUGUGUCUACGAUUUUCUCAAGGAGAACGAAUUUGCUCCAUUCCCUCGUCAUCACAUACAAUCUUUCGCGCGACAGCUCCUGGGAAGCGUAGCAUUUCUCCAUGAUCUUCGUUUAAUCCAUACGGAUCUCAAGCCAGAGAAUAUAUUAUUGGUCAAGAACGACUUCCGCGUCGUCCCGAUGACCGCUCCUGGGAGGAGAACGACCCGCGCAGCAAAACAGAAGCGCCUACUAGAAAACACCGAUAUUCGGUUGAUUGACUUCGGGUCUGCAACCUUUGAGGACGAGUAUCAUUCGAGUAUAGUAUCAACUCGUCACUAUCGUGCCCCUGAGAUUAUUCUCGGCUUGGGCUGGUCAUUUCCUUGCGACGCCUUUUCCUUGGGCUGCAUUUUGGUGGAGUUUUAUACAGGCGUCGCCCUAUUCCAGACUCACGACAACCUCGAGCAUCUCGCCAUGAUGGAGCAAGUGAUGGGCAAGAUGCCAGUGUCUUUCGCUCGCCGAGGAGCUCGCUCCAAGCCAGAGUUCUUCCAGGACGAUAAAUUGUACUGGCCGCCACUGAACGUCACCACAGCAAGCAAGAAAGAUGUGAACGCAUGCCGUAGUCUGCAGGAAAUCAUUCCGAGCAUAGAUGAAGUCAACAGGCAAUUCCUGGACCUGGUCAAGAAGCUUCUCAUAUUCGAUCCUUUCCAACGGAUCACUGUGCGCGAAGCCCUGAACCAUCCGUACUUCAAACUCAAUAUUCCCUCAGAAAUAUGA